AUGUGCAAGUCUACAACGGGAAAACGACCUGCGCCUCCAGCUGAAGACCGCGACUCACAACGCCGUCGGUUGACAAGUCCAUCGGACUUACUUGACCUGUCCUCUACGCCUGAACGACCUGCAAAGCACGCCUUCAACCCGUCCAGGCCUCAACAAGCAAUUAACCGUCUCUUGGUAUCCCCAGAUCACGCAGGUAAGUCUCCAUCUGCCCUGGCUGAAGCCAUGAAUUCUUCCCGGGCAACCAAGUUCAAGCCUCAUCCCGCAAUUAUCGCAAGGGUGUAUGACUUCGAGUUUGGCAGACGCGGUCUAUCUGUUAUGCAUUUCGUCCGAUUUGAUUUCGCAGCUCGCCGAGCCUGGGUACUUCACGUGUUUGCCGAAGAAUUCUUCGAUCAUGCGAAGUGCCGACUGCUUAGCUGUGCACGAGAAUUCAUUGAAGAAUUACGUUCCUUCUGUCACUGGAGUGCUCAAGAUAUUGCCACGCUCACAUUCUGGUUUGAUAGUGUCAUGGAAGAAUACCGCUCAGCUUCAGAGCAGGACGCUCGGCUUGGAAGCUCGACCCGCUCCACGAUAACGUCCAAGCGGUCUCUACAAGACCCAGAUCUGCAAAGUGUGCUAUAUAUCAUCCAAUCUGAGCGUCUUGAUGCCUUGGGGACUGCGGCAAGUGCUCUACGGCGGCCGCCAUACAAUUCCGCAAGGACAAGCGAUCCGUUUCGCCGUUCCGAUACGACUCGUGCGAAAAGAAAAACACUUCGCGAGGUCAUCGAUGUCUUGCCACGCAAAGGUCGACAACGCGUGCGCAUGAAGAACUUAUCGGCAAGUGGCUGCGCUUCCAAAUCCGACGACCGACCCGACUGCGAAUCUCUUGCAGCUGCCCGUAUCGGCAGACUCGUUUCAGCCUUUCGAAAGGCCCGCGUUUCGAUUCCAGCAUUGCUAUCUACUGUUAGUCCAGAUGAUGCGGCAAAGCUUUUCGAGGAGCACGAUAUUGUAGUCGGCUUUUCUCAGGUAGUAAAAACGCUGAAGCUGUCACUGCAAGAAGCCGUAGCUCUAUGGCGCAACGAAUCUGAGUCGGAUUCGCGUCCAUACAAGGCACUCGAUCCGAGGUGGCUCGACAUCCUUCUCCAUGGUUACCGCUAUCGGCUAAGUGUGGUGAAGACGGCUACACACGGGGUAACCCAUGCGUUUACGUCCCCGCAGGAAGCCGACAGUAUGCCGGUCAGCAACCACAAAAGUUCUUCCCAAUACACAACAGUCUUUAUCAGGAGCAUUCGCGAAGGACAAGUGGACGGGACAUACAUGAUGGUUACGAUGGACGUUGCCUUAGCCUGGUCUGAACUUCGAUUUAGCCCAUUUGGAUGUGUACCAAAGCCACGGGUCAACCCCCAAAUCGAGACUCACUUAAUUCACGACCUCUCUUGGCCCGACGACAGCUCGGUUAACGCGCGCUCGACACAAGAAGAGUUACCCUCGCUUCACUUUGCGCCAGUUAGUCAUAUUGCCCAACGCAUCGAAGACCUUGCAACUCGCUAUCCAGGAGAACGCAUAAAAAUUCUCAAAGGUGACGUGAAGUGGGCAUUCCGAAACGUCCCAGUCGCUGCGAGUUUGGCAGCCCACUUCGCGGGUUCCUGCAAUGCCGAUACCGCCGUAGUAGUUUUGUCGCUACCUUUCGGCUGGACAGGAUCGUCGGCGCAUUACGGGGAAUUUGGUGGUGCAAUUUCCUUCAUGGUAUCGAGAGAGAGCCCAAAUUUAAUGGAUCCAACCGACCCGGAUACAGACCCAUUCUUUUCGUAUGUUUGGGUAGAUGAUCAUCUUCUAGUGGAAAUCGAUGACGCCAACCGACUGAUGCUAGCAGAAACCGCUCUCAAAUUGAGUAUGAUGGCCACGCUCGGUCCAUACGCGAUCAAUGACAAAAACAUUCUCGCCGUGGUCUACCAAACUUUGCGCACUGGGACUCGUAUGGAACACGGACAGGAAGACCGUCUCGAUGCCCAUUACAAAGAUCACCAAGGCAGUCGCAAGAAUUUCCGAGGCUUUCAACGCCAAAUUCAUUCAGAAAAAGAAACUAGAGAAGCUCCUUGGGUCGCUUCGCCAUGUUGA
This is a messenger RNA of Phytophthora nicotianae INRA-310, 2094 nucleotides long. RefSeq lists its product as hypothetical. The coding region runs from base 1 to 2094 and encodes 697 amino acids. The transcript has 3 exons. Lineage: Eukaryota; Oomycota; Peronosporomycetes; Peronosporales; Peronosporaceae. The record is from RefSeq and is a predicted model, not a curated record.